Messenger RNA from Lobosporangium transversale, 1854 nucleotides. Its product is annotated as major facilitator superfamily domain-containing protein. The transcript is spliced from 4 exons. Bases 1 to 1854 code for a protein of 617 amino acids. Gene Ontology annotation, molecular function: transmembrane transporter activity. Lineage: Eukaryota; Fungi; Mortierellomycota; Mortierellomycetes; Mortierellales; Mortierellaceae. Gene Ontology annotation, biological process: transmembrane transport. The record is from RefSeq and is a predicted model, not a curated record.
AUGAGCAAUAUAUUCCACCAUGAGGCAAGACCACUUUGGAGCGAGGGAUCAUCAGAUAUAAUCUUGGAAGCGAAUCCAACAUCACAACCCUGUGGCCUAGCUCGUCAUGCCUCACAAGAUUCCUUCUCAUCAACUCCUUUUCCCCAUAAUGCAGCAAUUCUCACUUCAUCCGCCAACACUAAUGGAGGGAAUGGACAGAUUCGAUGGGCGAUGCUCGCCGCAGCAUGUCUCGUCAUGUUUGGCAAUUAUUAUGCCUUUGAUAAUCCGGCCUCAUUGAAUCAGCCACUACAGGAAUACAUGCAAAUGACAGACGAGAUUUAUGCCUAUUUUCUCAACAUCCUUUACACUGCCUAUUCCCUACCAAAUAUUGUCUUGCCUUGGUUGGGUGGCUAUGCCGCAGACAAGUUUGGUCAUAGGCGGCUUCUUCUCUCACUGUCCGCAACAGUAGCAUUCGGCCACUUUGUAGUAUGUCUUGGGGUUGAGAAGAGAAAUGUUCCCGCCAUAAUCCUAGGAAGGGUGCUCUUUGGCGCUGGCGAGAGUUUGGCGGUUACACAAUCUGCUAUCACUGUCAAGUACUUUCGAGGAAAGGAGUUAGCGAUGGCGUUGGGAUUUAACCUUUGUGUUGCUCGACUAGGGAGCGUUUUGAAUGAUGUGCUUACACCAUAUAUUUGGUCAAAGUCUUCAGUCCCUGCAGCAUUCUGGGGUGGAUUUGUCUCCUGCGUGCUAUCGUUCAUGACAGCGUGCGUGUUAGUGUUACUUGAUUAUCGUUUUGAAUCGACUAUUGCUACAGGAUUCAUGCGUGUGCCAACAACUUAUCCCAGCAAUAUAAGGCUAUCUCAUGAUUCAGUGCUGCUGACAAGAGAGCGCAGCAGUAACGCCAGUGUAAAUCCAAUGUCCAGAAGACACUAUGAUCCUCUAACUCAUAGCAUUGGAACCAAAUCAUCCAUAGACGAAACAAUAAAUAUGGCAGUAUUACAUACAUCAGGAAGGACAAUCAGGGGCAGCUCAGAAGGAUAUGCUCGAGAGCAGGUUACAGAAUAUACUAUGGUAGAUCCAGAAGAACCGGAUACCAAGGAAUUAGCUUGUAGGGCACGUGAGAGUGUGGAGCUCGGAUCUGAUAAUCAGGAUGAUUCGGAUACAGAGGAAGAAGUAGCAAAACUAGCAUCAUCCUCUGAAACGGAGGAUCCCAAUCGGAAUGGUAGAGUCUCUCCCUUCUCACAAUGCUUAGCAAUUAUGGUGGCAGCCAGUAACUAUACUCAGUCCUUUUGGACAUUGUUUGCAAUGACAUUUUUACUUGUUGGUGUUCAAGUGCCGUUCAACAGUAUCCACGCAGGAUUUCUGCAGAUGCGCUGGUAUCACAAUGAUCCCCAAAAAGCCGCUCAAAUCAUGACAGUCCCAGAUCUGUUGUCAGCGAUCCUUGUACUUCCUGUUGGCUACUUUGUUGAUCACUAUGGACAAAAAUCAUGGUUGUUUAUGCUCUGCGGCCUUAUCAUCGGAUUUUCACAUUUCGUGCUUGGCAUCAUUCCCAUCGUGACGCCCGUACCAGCGUUGAUGGCUUUGGGUAUCUCCUCGGCCAUUGGUGCCAUUUUCACAAGUGCCAUCCCUGCCUUGGUUAAGAGCCAUCAGAUGGCGACAGCUUAUGGGAUCUCGGUAUCGUCAAUGAAUCUCGCGUUUUCAGUAUUUCCAUUGAUCGUGGCAAAGCUAAUGACCGUGGAUCCGUCUAUUUACACAUACGUUGAGAUUUUCUUUUCAUGUUGCGGAUUCGGUGGGUUUUUCUUGGCCAUUCGAUUGCGAUGCCUUGAUAUUUACGGGGAUCUGGACCGCAGAGAGAUUGACAACAAGGCUAACAUGUAG